AUGGCAACUAUCAACGACCAUUGCUGGCCAGAACCCAUUGUACUUGUACAAAUCCUUUCAAACUCGGGUGUGCCCACUGUGCCUCAACAAUACAUCAAACCUCCAUCUGAGCAUCCUUGUGGUAGCAUAACUAGCAUGAAUUGUCCUGAUCUUAGCAUCCCUAUCAUUGAUCUUGCAUGCUUCUCUGACAUCCCUGAGCAUCGCAAAGCGGUGCUAGAAGCAAUCGGUGAAGCAUGCAAGAACUGGAGAUUCUUCCAAGUAGUGAAUCAUGGUGUGGGCAUAGAUUCAGUAAAGAGGAUGAGAGAGGCAUGGAGGGAGUUCUUUGACCUGCCAAUGGAAGAGAAAAAGUUAUAUGCAAACUCACCGGUGACAUAUGAGGGCUAUGGGAGCCGCCUUGGAGUUGAGAAAGGUGCAACCUUGGAUUGGAGUGACUAUUACUUCCUAAAUCUCCUGCCAAAUGAUAUGAAGAACCUUGAGAAGUGGCCAGAGAUGCCUCAUCACCUGAGGGAGGUGACUGAGAAGUAUGCAUCUGAGCUAAUGAAUCUGAGUGAAAUAUUGCUAAAGGCCAUGUCAAGCACCUUAGGGUUAGAUGAGGACUACCUUCACAUGGCCUUUGGUGGAAGUAAGGGCAUCUCAGCAAACAUGCGUGUCAACUACUAUCCAAAGUGCCCAGAGCCUGAGCUGACCCUUGGCCUCUCCUCUCACUCUGACCCUGGUGGAAUGCUUCUAUGCAUGGGAUGCCCACAAACGGUUCUGUCAGGAAAGACAACUCUACAGAAAGCUUCGAUAUGGAAUGUCAAGAGAAACAUCCGGACAUUAUUCCAACUAGCUCAUCCCAUGAAAGGAAGUUUUCUUUUAGUUCUUGUUCAUCAGAUGGACUCCUUUCGUCCAAAGAGAGGUUUGUUCUUGUUUACAGGCUAA
This is a messenger RNA of Miscanthus lutarioriparius, 921 nucleotides long. Lineage: Eukaryota; Viridiplantae; Streptophyta; Magnoliopsida; Poales; Poaceae. The record is from the annotation of a GenBank genome assembly.